This is a messenger RNA of Odobenus rosmarus divergens (Pacific walrus), 1979 nucleotides long. RefSeq names its product bifunctional apoptosis regulator (gene BFAR). Gene Ontology annotation, molecular function: protein binding; ubiquitin protein ligase activity. Lineage: Eukaryota; Metazoa; Chordata; Mammalia; Carnivora; Odobenidae. Gene Ontology annotation, biological process: proteasome-mediated ubiquitin-dependent protein catabolic process. The record is from RefSeq and is a predicted model, not a curated record. Gene Ontology annotation, cellular component: nucleus. The transcript is spliced from 8 exons. Bases 207 to 1559 code for a protein of 450 amino acids.
GGCCCGGGGCUCGCCUCUCCUCAGUCAGUCCUCUGCUAUUUCCGGAAGUGAAGUGGCCGCCUUCUUUGCUUCCGCGGGGGUCCGGGAGGCGACCGGCGGCCGGCGGCCGGGUGGGCCUGGAGGGAGCCGAGUGAUUUAAUGAUGCUUUGCAACAGUCUCUAAGUCUGAAGCUUUCUGUGCCUGUGCAUCCCAGAAUUUGCCAAGAUAUGGAGGAGCCUCUGCAGAACGAUCUGAACACGAUGACCCACGAGAAGGAUGACCCUCUCCAGAGCACCAGCCCUCAGAUUUCUGUUAGUGAAUUUUCUUGCCACUGCUGUUACGACAUCCUGGUUAACCCCACCACCUUGAACUGUGGGCAUAGCUUCUGCCGGCACUGCCUAGCUUUGUGGUGGGCCUCUUCAAAGAAAACAGAGUGUCCAGAAUGCAGAGAAAAAUGGGAAGGUUUCCCUAAAGUCAAUAUUCUCCUCAGGGAUGCCAUUGAAAAAUUAUUUCCUGAUGCCAUUAGAAUGCGAUAUGAAGACAUUCAGCACAAUAAUGACAUAGUCCAGAGUCUUGCAGCCUUUCAGAAAUACGGGAAUGAUCAGGUUCCUUUAGCUCCAAACACAGGCCGAGUGAAUCCUCAGAGAGGCGGGGGAUUCUUUUCUGGAGUGCUCACCGCUUUAACUGGUGUGGCAGUGGUCCUGCUCGUGUAUCACUGGAGCAGCAGGGAAUCUGAGCACGACCUCCUGGUCCACAAGGCCGUGGCCAAGUGGACAGCGGAAGAAGUUGUCCUCUGGCUGGAGCAGCUGGGCCCUUGGGCCUCUCUCUACAGAGACAGGUUUUUAGCGGAAAGAGUAAAUGGAAGGUUGCUUUUAACCCUGACAGAGGAAGAAUUUUCAAGGGCACCAUAUACCAUAGAAAACAGCAGCCACAGAAGAGCCAUCCUCCUGGAACUGGAGCGUGUCAAAGCCCUAGGUGUGAAGCCACCCCAAAAUCUCUGGGAAUAUAAGGCUGUGAACCCAGGCAGGUCCCUGUUCCUGCUGUAUGCCCUCAAGAGCUCCCCAAGACUCGGUCUGCUGUACCUCUACCUAUUUGACUACACAGACACCUUCCUACCCUUCAUCCACACCAUCUGCCCUCUGCAAGAAGACAGUUCUGGGGAGGACACCAUCACCAGACUUUUGGAUCUUCGAGAGCCCACAUGGAAACAAUGGAGAGAAUUUCUUGUCAAGUACUCCCUCCUUCCAUACCAGCUGAUUGCUGAAUUUGCUUGGGACUGGCUGGAGGUCCAUUACUGGACGUCACGGUUUCUCAUCGUCAAUGCCAUGUUACUCUCGGUUCUGGAAUUAUUCUCCUUCUGGAGGAUCUGGUCAAGAAGUGAACUGAAGACCGUGCCUCAGAGGAUGUGGAGCCAUUUUUGGAAAGUAUCAACACAGGGGCUUUUUGUGGCCAUGUUCUGGCCCCUGAUUCCUCAGUUUGUUUGCAACUGUUUAUUUUACUGGGCCCUGUACUUCAACCCGAUUAUUAACAUUGAUCUCGUGGUCAAGGAAGUCCGACGGCUGGAAACCCAGGUGUUGUGACUUGCACUGCGCAGGCCCUGAGGGACUCUUCCAGCCUCCUUGACAUCGGAGCAUUGAUGCUUGAGCGGGGGGGGGGAGCAGACUUCCUAUUUCUGCGCCUCAUGAACAAGGUGCUGCUUUUUCUGUCAGAGGCUCUAACCAGGUCCUCUCUCCCAUGCCUGUGGCAUCCUGGCGGCAGGGACUGACAGCCCAGAGCUCAGCCGACACAGCAACAGCACCUCCCAGCCAGCCACCCUCCUCACAGGGACUGGGGAGGCCCGCUCCACCACGGCUCUCAAGGACCGGGACCCCAGAGGAUGUAGUGUGGCAAUGGCAGAAGGCUGCCGCGUCAGCGGUCCCGCUUGACAAAGGCUCCCGGCGCCAGUUGCAGCCUGAGGCCGAGCCCAAGACCCGGCUCGUUGGGGCCAGGCCCGUCCUCUA